This is a messenger RNA of Neoarthrinium moseri, 774 nucleotides long. RefSeq lists its product as uncharacterized. The coding region runs from base 1 to 774 and encodes 257 amino acids. NCBI's taxonomy places the organism in Eukaryota, Fungi, Ascomycota, Sordariomycetes, Amphisphaeriales, Apiosporaceae. The transcript has a single exon. The record is from RefSeq and is a predicted model, not a curated record.
AUGUCUCUUCAAUCAUCAACUAAGUACUCAACGAUCCACGAAGACGACCCAGACCUGUCACCUAUAGAAAACACACAUUCGCCACCUACUGAGAAGAGAAGAUCGAGGGCAUUCUACGUGACGACUGGAUUUCUAGCACUAGCCAUCUGGGCUAUCUCAUUGUAUGGAGCUACCAAGGCAUCCAAUGCCUUGCUCCAACACAAUCUACACAUUGAACAUACGGAAUUCUGUGACUUGAGACUCAGGUCUCAAGCCAAGUCGCUCACAGAUGCCUUCAAGCAGGUGGAAGUGAAUACACUGCACGAGGCGAAUCGUUACCAGCCUUCCUACACGCCACUGACAUGCGGGUCAUCGAGCUCCGAGGCUGAAUCCCUCGGUUGUGUUUUUGAUCCCCUCAUGGCAUCAUGGCUACACAAAGACUGCCCUAAGGAUGGUUCCGCGGAAUUCGCCGAACUUGUGCGGACGGAAAAUCUUACGUAUUGGUACGAUGAAGGCGGAAAACCGACCGACAAGCUCAUCGACCCAGAGCAUUUCAAACAUUUAGAUGGAGUCAUGUACUGGGGAACCAAGUUCGAGCAUCUGACGCAUUGCGCGUUUACGCUGAAGCGUAUCAUCCAUGCCCAGCAUAGGGGUGAUAGGCUGGAUGUGGUUGCUGGUAACUUCAGCCAUACGAACCAUUGUGUCAACUUCUUGAUAGAAGGUCUCAAAAGCCACCCGUCCGAACUUCAGGAACUGUACAGAACAGACCUUCCAGUUCAAUUUCUGCAGUGCUGA